Molecule: messenger RNA, 3123 nt
Organism: Camellia sinensis
Lineage: Eukaryota; Viridiplantae; Streptophyta; Magnoliopsida; Ericales; Theaceae
Source: RefSeq, a predicted model, not a curated record
AUGGAACGAAAAAAGACAAUGACGAUGAACUGGGACGGUUUAGGAGAUGACGAUGACGAUUGCUUCUUCGAAACCUUUGAUCGACUUUCUUCGGCUAUCUCCCUUGACUUGGCGUCUUCUGGGUCAGACGAUGAUGAGUUCGAUGACAGCCGCAUGUCUUUUACUUCGACCAUCUCACAGGCCGCUAUUGACGACCUCCGCAGCUUCGAGACAGCCAACCGAGGCCCUGCAUCCAUAUUCGGAGAUUACGACAUGUGGAUGGCAGAACCUGGAUCGAUUAAGGAUCGUCGUAGGCAGCUACUUCAAGGUAUGGGGUUAUCGAGUACCAAGAACCUUCUCAGCCUUGUCAGCACCAAGCUCAUGCAUGUUUCUUCAAAGAAAAUUAGCAAUGAUCAGCCUUCAACAUCAUCAUCUGAGCAUGAGCAUGAGUCUGAGUCUAAGCCUAAACCUGAGCAUGAGCCUGAACCUGAGCCUCAGCCUGAAGCCUUGAUGUCCAUUGUACUUGUCCGGUCAAGAUCAGAUGGAGACAUCUUAUCAUUUUCAGCAAACACCAGGAAGAGAAAGGAAGAACUCAUAGGUACAGUAUCAAAACAGCGUCUCACUAGAACAUCAUCAAUGUUAUUAGCAUCACAUUCUGGUAUAGGUCAAUAUGCCAAUACCGUCACACCACAAAGGGUGAGAAGAAACAGAUCUUUGAUACCCAAUAGUGGGGCGUUGCCAGAUAUGUUGUCGGAUGGUCAGUUUAGCACGUUCUUUUUGAUAAAGAAUUUGGACACAGGUAAGGAGUUCAUUGUUAAAGAGUUCAAUAGUGAGGGGAUGUGGAAUAAACUCAGUGAAGUUGAGACUGGGAAGCAGCUCAGCAUGGAGGAAUUUGAGAAGACUGUCGGUCAUUCACCUGUUGUUAAGGAGCUUUUGCAUCGUGAAAAUGUAUCAACAGAUGAUGAAAAAAAAGGUGGCGCAAAUGCAGGAAAUUCAUACCUUACCAAGAGCUUCAGAAACAGCAAGAGAAGGGGGGUCGCAUUCUUGAAGAACAUAAGGUGCGUGGCAAAUUCAAUGAGCGGAUUGAUCGGUGACAAAGAGAGAGAUAAUUCUUCAACGGCAGAUCAGCAAAACCCAUCCUCCAAGUGGAUUAAAGUUCAUCAGCACGGCAAGCCUAUGAAAGAAUUCACCGCUUUGCAUUUGUGUCAAGAAAUACAAGCUCAUGAGGGCUCAAUUUGGACAAUGAAAUUCAGCCCGGAUGCUCAUUACCUCGCUAGUGCCGGAGAAGAUCGGGUAAUUCAUGUGUGGGAAGUCCAAGAAUGUGAAGUUAUGUCGGCAAAGCCACUUGACGAGUGGAGUUCUACUGGUUCCACCCCACUUCAUCCCAUGGCAGGAAAUAUAUUGGAGCAACAACCUCCUCUUGCAGAGAGUUCACUGAUGCCGUCCGAGAGGAAAAAAGAAAAGCCUCCUCUUCCAGAGAUUUCACCAAUGCCGUCGGAGAGGAAGAAGAAGGGGAAAUCCUCUAACAAGAAAAAGGGCAAUUCAAUUCCUGAUUAUGUCAAUGUGCCAGAAAUUGUAUUUUCCCUCUCAGAAAAACCAGUAUGCACUUUUACAGGUCACCAGGAUGAUGUCUUGGACCUCUCUUGGUCAAAAUCACAGCUACUGCUUUCAGCUUCAAUGGACAAGACAGUUAGGCUAUGGGACAUGGAAACAAAGAGCUGUCUGAAGUUGUUUGCACAUAACGACUAUGUAACCUGUAUACAGUUCAACCCAAUAGAUGACGACUAUUUCAUCAGUGGCUCACUCGAUGCGAAGGUUCGAAUUUGGAAAAUACCAGACCGGCAACUCGUAGACUAUACUGACCUUCAUGAAAUGGUUACUGCUGUUUGUUAUACCCCUGAUGGCCAGGGUGCUCUAAUUGGUUCACAUAAAGGGAGUUGUCGUUUAUACAGUACAGCUGAUUGCAGUCUAGAACAAAAAGAAGAGAUUGACAUCCAACAGAAGAAAAAGACUCAAGCAAAAAAAAUCACUGGUUUUCAGUUUGCCUCAGACAAUCCAUCUGAAGUGCUUGUAACUUCUGCUGACUCCCGGAUUCGAAUCAUGGAGGGUUCAGACAUCAUUUAUAAGUUCAGAGGUUUCAGAAAUACUAGCAGCCAAAUUUCAGCUUCAUUUAGUGCAGAUGGAAAAUAUGUUGUAUGUGCAAGUGAGGACUCUCAAGUAUAUAUCUGGAAGGUACGAAACGCAGGUGCAGGGAAAAGCAAAGGUUUAAUAACCACAAACUCUCACGAAGCCUUUCAGUGUAGAGAUGUUUCGGUCGCAAUCCCAUGGCCAGGUACCAUGAAAAUCGAACCGCCAAUCAUUGAAAUGAGCUCCAAAAGGCACUCGAAACGCUCCACCCAUCAGCCACCUUCCACCAUGGGAUCUCCAAGCCGGGAAGACAGCGUGGCGGGAACAAACAGUAAAAGACAUUUGCCACCUCUCCCCAAGAAAAAUAAUGGCUUGGAGAGAGAUUCAAGUUGCCGGGAUGAAGAUCUUGCUCAAAUUUCUCGUACCGACUCUGAGACUGGAAUCGGAGAGUCAUUCAAUUCAGAUUCUUCGUCUAUUAGAUAUGGUGACUCACCUUCUAUUUCCAAUUCUGGGAGUUCUCCGUCUCAGUCUUGGUCCUCCAGGUCCUUGUUUGAGGGUAGUAGCCACAGAGGAGGAAACACUGUCCAAGCAACAGCAUGGGGAUUGGUAAUUGUGACAGCAAGCCUGGGAGGUGAGAUCAGAGCUUAUCAAAAUUUUGGGUUGCCAGUUAAGCUUGGCCGCCAAGCCAUUCUCUUCAGAGACCUCUCAUAAAAAGGUUUUGUAUCAGUAAAAGGUACUUGGUUUUUCUUAAUUAAAAUUAUGUACUUUUCAAAUAUAGUUAUAGCUGAAGAUGUGUUUAACAGGUUAUAGUUAUAAGUACUGCAUGUGUUUCUAGGUUCUUAGAAUAAUAUUGUACAAGAAAACCCAGACAACCUGGGUUGGUGAAUUCACACAACUCCACACUCUCUUGGAGGAGGAGUUUGCAUUUGAAACGAUUCUUUUAAGAUCUUUUUUCAUGUUACUUCCAUUUAUGGGUACAUUUGCAGCGCAAACUAACUGCUUUAGUUUGCUCCCACA